CACAGAUCUGAUCCACUCCCCCCACCUUCCCCUCGUCCUUGGCCUGGUGAUGAGCAACUCCAUGGCUCUCAUGGCCGUCGCAUCGCUGCUGCUACUGCUGAUAUCGCUUGCGGCGGCGGACAUCCACAUACCGCACAGGGAGAGGAGCGAGGAGGAGACGCGGCGGAUCUUCGUGGAGUGGAAGGCCAAGUACGGGAGGAGCUACGACUCCACCGGCGAGGAGGAGCGCCGGUACGCGACGUUCAAGGACAACCUGCUGCGGAACAUCGAUCAACCUGCUGCGGAACAUCGAUCAGCUGCGGAACAUUUCAUGUUGUAAAUUGCAUGCAUAGUCCUGCGACUAGUAUAUUUCUGUUGGAUGUAAAUCCUCGAUUGACUCAGAUUUAUUUGUAGAUUUUUAUUGGUCAUCUGGAAUAGGUUGUCAUGUG
Messenger RNA from Triticum dicoccoides, 428 nucleotides. Its product is annotated as oryzain alpha chain-like. The transcript has a single exon. Bases 50 to 319 code for a protein of 89 amino acids. The record is from RefSeq and is a predicted model, not a curated record. NCBI's taxonomy places the organism in Eukaryota, Viridiplantae, Streptophyta, Magnoliopsida, Poales, Poaceae.